UACACGGUUGUGCAUAUCCAGCAGUUUAUAACCGUUUAAAAUUUACGGGUCGUCUGCAACUUUUAUACCUAUAUACCCGUAUUGGAAACACUCAUAUUAUGUAUAGCUAUACGUAUUCGUAUAACACGGUUAAAAGGAGAUAUUUUCUGGUAUGGCGUCGCGACGCUUUCGUCUCAGUCCGCGAGUGUACGUUCAUUGGUUAAGACGCGGAGCUUGCAAGCUUCGAAAUAUAAGAUUUUCUAGAGAAUAACGCCGUGUAACUCGCCUCAUGCAUGAAUACUAUACAGAGUUUAUUCAAAUUCAGUUUAAAUGAAUCUCCAAAUAAUUCAUUCUUUCGUAAAAUCGACGAAUCAAAGGUGUAACAAAAAAAUGCAGUUCAAAGAACAGUUUCUGUAACUCAAAUAAUUUCGAAAAACUUUGAUAAUUACUAUCAUUACAGUUGUUUUUUCAUUAUAGACAGCGUGUACAUUUAAUCCCAACCAAGUGUAAUAUAACCAUGUAUAUUCGUGUAGUUUAGCAAGUUCAACUUUAUCAAUAUCAGUGCAUGAUACGCGGAUGCGAAUUUAAAUUGAAACCGGCUUUGUCUACUGCGUAGCGAUUCAAAACACUUUCAUCGUUAAUUCUGAACACUUGUAAUCCAAAACUGGAUCGUAUUUCCCGAUAACAUGUACAGCUGAUCGCGUUUGCUUACUGCGUCGAUCAUUCGCUAUCAACUUUCCAAUUCUGCUUUUGGACCGGUGGGGUACCUAUAUAUUAUCCAUAUGUAUACGGAGCUAAUAUAACCUGCAGUUCCGGUAAACCAGUUGGUGGAUUUCAAUUGGAAUUGGAACCAGAUGAAAACUACAUAGGAAUAUGUACACGCAUUUGUAUGUAAUCAAAAGUUCGGCAUGGAAGACAAAACGUUGAACAAGAAACGUUGGUGAUCCUGCCUUUUAUCGCAAAAUUACACGUAUAUUCAACACCAACUCCUUCGAUAUUGCUGAAACUAGGAAUUCUUCUCCUUCUGGUGGAUCCCAUAGUGUAAUCAAUCAUCGUCAUCGUCGUAUUAAAAAUGAUUACCGUGCCAAUUACGGCCUCCAGUCCGUACGUGACUAUCACCUCAUACAGCGAUGCGAGCACACUCAACAAACGGCCCUGUGUUCAGGAGCUUUUCAGCGCCAUGAAGGAACAGUCGUCGACCUCCAGGCUUGAUAGGGAUCGUGAACCGCCACCUCAAAGGUCACACAGCAGCGCUGCGACGCUGACGUCCUUAGGAGCCGACAUAUCUCCUAGUUCCUCUCAUUUUUUUGAGGUAUUAUAUAUCGGAAAAAUAAGAGUUUCCCAUAAGAAGGUCCCUGAAUCCUUCAUCGACGAUGCGCUGGUCAGAUUUCGAGCUUACGAUCUUGAGAAAUCAAAAUCUUCGUCUAACAACCAACUCACCGACUGCCAAAGACUGCAAAGACAGGCGAGCGUUAAAUUCUUGCCUACUUUGAAUGUCCGAAGAGAUAGUCAGGAUUCAAGCGCCAGCGAAUUAGGCAGCAUCGAAAACAUAUCUGCGAGCAGCGUUUUGUCGCCGACGAGUUCAUUCGAAGUUGCGAAAGCAUUGGGAGGCUCUGUCGAGACAUUGUCACCCGCGAAUGUUAACUCGUCGGAAAAUGAUAGCUUGGUAACCACACCGGUAUCGUCAAAGAAUAAGAAUUCAAACAUACCGUCCCCUGAGAAUAUGAUGAGAAAUAGAGCCGCUUCUACGGGAAGCGUCUUAACCGCCAGAAGAGAUUCGGCUUCAAAAGGAAGCGAUGAGUACAAUCGGACAAUGCUUUUUCAGGUGGGCCGAUAUGACUUGAGGUUGAUAAGCCCUGACAGAAAACAAGUCCUUCUGCAUAAGCAACUUAAAGACGUCGCCAGUUGCGUGCAGGGCGUAAAAAAUGCGGAACACUUUGGCUUCAUUUGUAGAGAGGCUGGUGUAGAGUGUUACAUCGGUUAUGUUUUCAAGUGUCAAUCCGAAGCUGUUGCCGACGAUUUAGUUGGAGCUAUCACCCAGGCAUUUGUUGCUACAUGCGAUGCCUCCAGGAAAGAAAAACAUCCAGUAUUCUCCUGUGAUCACUGCCCAAUGGUGUGGUACAACAAAUUAUAUCAAGAAAUUGAAGGACAAAACGACAAGAGAACACAAAGUAUCAUUCUUUCGCGACUGGGAAUGUUGCCUGAAGACGAACAGGAGAUCGUUGUCACAAAAUACAAGGGUGCCGAAGCGUGUAAUGGGACCUUGGGUGCUUCUGGAUCGGGAUCCAGUCUGAGAGAACAGAAUCAAUUUCUGAUGCUCCUACUUCGAGCACAUUGCGAGGCUAAGCAAGCAAGACAUGUUCAUGACACGGCCGAAAAUAGGAGCGAAUUUCUUAACCAAUAUCUCAGCGUGGGUGUUGGAAGUACAAUAUUCAUGAAGGCGAAAAGAUCAUUAACCAACAGCUUUGACCACCUCAUGAAGCGGAAAGGUUCACGUGAUGAUUUUGGAAUCGGGCCACACAUGAGAGAUGCGUUACAAAAAGACGAUAGUCAAAGUCCCAUUUCUUCCAUGGCUUCUGGACUUGACUCGUGUCAAGAAUCAGGUAGACCCAGAUCACUUCGGGUUUCUCCUGAACAGCAACUCAGCGUCAACACAGGACCGAAAAGCCCUAUGAUGGAUAUUUUUUUGAAAGUGGGAAAUUCUCCCAAAAUGUCUCCUACCGAAUCCGAAGGAAAUAGUAGACUGCAGGCCAGUGGAUCGUGGAGACAGGCGAUAUUGAAUCGCGUUGUGACGCCAGGAAAAGAUCAAGAUAUCAAGGAUAACAUGAACUGUACCGGAGUAAGCGCAAAAACUAACCGGCCAGUUCUUGUACGAAGAACUAAAGAGGAGCUACGAGGCCUUUGGAAAAAAGCGAUAAAUCAACAAUUAAUACUUAUCAGAAUGGAGAGAGAGAAUACAAAGCUCAAAGAACGACAAGAAGAAGCAACAGUGAAAAGGAUCAAACUGGAAUACGACGAGUUAAGUAGCUGUGCUCGUGAGGUUUCUGAAGUUUGGGAUUUACUGGUGAGCAAAGAGUCUAGAAUAUCGACCAAAUGUGAUAAUCAGAUGUUAUUGCAAGCCAUUAAACAAGGCGUGCCGCGAGGAAAGCGUGGGGAAGUUUGGCAAUUCUUGGCGGAACAGUUUUGUUUGAAACAACCCCCGAUUGAAACACGUGAAUUUCCGAAUUAUAACGUGCCGUAUGAUGCUCUCCUCAAGCAGCUUACCUCACAACAACACGCAAUUCUGAUUGAUUUAGGCCGCACAUUUCCUAACCAUCCAUACUUCAGUUGUGCUUUGGGACCUGGUCAGUUAGCUUUGUUCAACCUACUCAAAGCUUAUUCAUUACUCGAUCCUGAGGUUGGAUACUGCCAGGGAUUGAGUUUCGUCGCUGGAGUCCUUUUACUUCAUAUGGCCGAAGAUCAAGCCUUCUUUCUUCUACGUCAUUUGAUGUUUCGACGAGGUUUGCGAAAAUUAUAUCUACCUGACAUGGCAGCACUCCAAUUGCACCUUUAUCAACUGUCCCGAUUAUUACACGACAGACUGCCAGCUAUAUACAAUCACUUCGAUAAGCAUGAAGUCUCUCCUACUUUGUAUGCAGCACCCUGGUUAUUGACUUUAUUUGCCAGUCAAUUUCCAUUAGGUUUCGUGACAAGAGUUUUUGAUCUCUUAUUCCUUGAAAGCUUCGAUGUGAUUUUCCGUGUAGCUGUUGCUUUGUUAGAGGAUCAUCAGGAACAACUUCUUUGCUGUGACAGUUUUGAAGAAAUAAUGGAAUAUUUGAAGCUUCGCGUACCAGCGGUAGACAAAGGGGUACUGGAACGCGUCAUGAAACGUGUCUUUUACCCAGAUUUGGAAAUGGUCAAGCAAUUGAAUGAAUACAGGGUUGAAUAUCAAGUUCUACAGGAGGAGAUGCUCUCUGUCAAAGUGCAAAUUGAAAAUUUCGAAAAGUUGGAACUGAUCAACAAACAACUUACUCAAGAAAACGCCCACAUCAAUGAACAAUUAGAGAUCGCCAUGAGUAACCUCCACCGGCUUGAAACGGCUCGUGCAAUUCAACAGUCGACCGCACAUAAAUUAGAGUCUCAAAAUCGAAGCUUGGAAGUGACAGUCGCAACGUUAGGGAAUUUCAUUCAGCUACUAGCAGAUACGAGGAUGGAUAUCGAGAUUCCAGGAGAAGUUCGGCGGAUCGUCGCUCAAUUGGGUGUUGCAGAAAAUCGUAAACCUAAUUUAGGGGCCAAAUUGUAUCCUAUGAAAGUUCUCGAAGAUAAUAACAACAAAUAUCAUCCCAUGAAGAGUAAUUCCGCAGGCAAAGAAUCCCAAAGGACAUCAAAGGGAAAUAAUAUUACAGCUGACCCACCUUACCCCUUAAAAUCAACUUUGAGCCAACCAAACUUAGGGACAAAGCUUGAAAAGGUUUCAUCAUUUUUUGCUAAUUCGCACAAUCACAUCCGGCAGCAGCGUGCGCAAAUAGCUGCACUGAGAGCAGACCAUACAGACGAUCAAUGCCAAUUCAGUAGUAAUGAUGAAAAUGACUCGAAAACCGUUAACAUUGAUAUACAUAUAACUGAUACCGUAGAUAAUACUACUGACAGUAUAAAUCUACCUGUUGGCCAGUUAUUACAGAUCGAGCCUACUGGUCUAGAAAAGUCAGUUUCUCUGCCAUUAUCAAUUGCUAAGAUUAAACUGAAGCCAUCGAAAUCGGCAUAUGAGCUUGGUUCUGUGAAAAAAGUACCGACGACUAAGCUUGAAGAUAACAUUGGUGAUUCACUCACCAGUGUGACUGGUACCAUUCAUCCCUUGGAUACUUGUAGUGACGUCAAUUUCAAAUAUGGUGGUACAACUAAAUUGAAAAGUAUCAAGCCAGUCAGAUUACCUGGACAGAAUGGGCAAGGUGAUAAUAUGCCUAAAGAAAUUCCGGGGCAAAAUUCGGAAAUUUUGACUAGAUAGCAGCUAUUGCUUGUUUCCAUUAAAGAAGAGAUUUAAGUUCAAUGUACAUGUACGUAUAACGAAACCUAGUUUUCAUUCGCUGAAACAUCGUGUGUCAAUUGCUGAUUAACGUGGAAUUAUUACAAAUGAUUCGGAAUACAUAGUCUUACGGCUAUUACAUUAACAUUAAAAGGCUUUCGAAUCCGACUUUAUCGAACUUCAGUUGCUCUGUUAAAUUUAAUUGGAAAAUGAUACAUAUCCGUCACAUCUCCUCUAUGAAAAUGUAAGAUUAUCUUCAAAUGCCACAGCCUGCUAUUAACGGCGUGUGGUGCAAACCAACGAACUCAGACUUAAUUCAUUGGUGCAAACGAACACCAAGUUCAAACUGAGUUCACCAUGUUCAAACUUGUAAGCAGUGACUCGGAUAGAAACAAUUAAGAGAGAAGCAACAAGGUUCAUAAACUGCAAAACUUGGACAAUAUAAUAUAGUAAUAUUUACAGUAUUUGAAUAAAAACGACUUGACUAAAUUAUAAUGGUGAUCUAGAUAUUCAUCGCAAAAUUCUUUAAUCUCGCGUCGAUAUGUCUGAAAGUCAAUUGGAAAUAAAAUAACUUGUUAUCUGAAUGUGUAUCAUAAACGAAGCUCGCCGAAAUAUGGUUCACUGGACGCGUGGCAUUCAUAUGACAUCAAAUAAUCAGAAAAACGACACAAAAUGCAAAUACGGAAUAUUUGGUAUGUUAUGAAAACAAUUAUAACAUCGAUAUCAUUCAUACACAUUCAUUAUCAAUCCAAUCAAUGGAGCAGCAAUUAACUGACUCAUUGAUACUUUUCUAAAUCGGCAUCAUCAAUUGAUUGUGUGCAACCACUAUAGAGUUACAGAAAACGGAAUUAUUUCCUGUACACAAACUGAAUUUUGUCUUCGACUUUUGCCUGUAAAUUCAGUUCACUCAUUUUCAAUUUCUUUCAUGAACGCGGGUUUUUUUCUAUUAAUAUUUACAAGUCAGGAGCAGAUUGGUAAAACAAAAUCAUCUUGAUUAUUUUUUCAGUAUCUAGUAUUAACUAUUCAUAGAUUAUUUCAUUUGUAUCGUGUAGCCAAACACCACGUGCUGACGCGAUGAGACAUUUCUGAGGUCAAGCAAAGGGAACUCGAUCUUAUAAAUCUCAAAAGUAUUAAGUAACUAUUUAGAAAUUAUUAUAAACUAUCACGGAUCGCUAUCUGUGAUGCUACAAAUAAUGUACUAUUUUGAUGUAUAUAAUAGUGAUUUAGAAUUUCUCCAUUACGACUCAAAUUCGAUUGAAUUUUAUUUUUUUUUUUGUUCUGCCACAAAGCUCGAGUAAAUAUUUAAAAGUAUCAUAAGUAGGUUAUUUUCACAAACCAUCCAUUUUCACCGUGAAACAAUAGCAGUGAAUAUUAUGAGUAUUUCAUCUAACUUUUCAAAUUUUAUGUAAAAUAAGUAAAUGGUUGAGUGAUUUUCGUUAAUAUUAUAUCUACCGUUAAUUAUAUAAUUAUCGUAAAAUAUCAUUCAGUAUUCAAAAUAUCACAUGAAGAAUAUCUACAGCAAGUAAUAAAAAAAUUAGAUCUACUUUAGGAUUAUUGCGAUUCAUUUAGCUUCAUGAUCGUGCAGGGGGACCCAGAACUAAGUCCAUGAAAUGCAAUAAAGGGGGUCAAGUUGAGUGAAUUAACCCCAAAAACAUGAAAUCUACAAAGUUGGGUUCAUGAGAUACGAUUGGUUGAAAAAUCCUGCUCGAAUUCAAGAAUUUCGAAAGAAAUUACUCUGUUUAUCAAAUUUUAUCACACAAACUAGUCUUUACAAGAGAUGCUGUGGAAGUUACGAACACUUACCGUAAGUUGAAUGCGCCAUCGAGCUCGACAGAACGAAGACUGACGUAUUGAAGCAAAGACGUGUCUCCGUUGCCUACAGGUCGACGCUCGGUGGGAUUUUGCAGCCUCGCUCGAAGCUCGACCCUCUCUAUUACCCUUAUCAUCUCAUGUAACUUAGUUCUGGGACACCCUGUAUACGAGAGUUAAAUUUCAUUAGUACUUCAAUUAUUGACUUGCCCUUUGAUAAUAUUACCUUUAUUUACGUAUGAAAUUUGGAAUACUCUUUCAAAACGUCUCGUCUUGUGAUAGUAUUAUAGUACUUAUAGUUUUUGUCGUAGCAAGUAUUGAUGAAUUCUUAGCGAUAAAAAGUGCGCUUCCGGAUACUUAAUUGAAAUGUGAAAGGCUUUUCUAUUAUGAAUUUCUAAACGUGACAAAUUAUUUUAUAAUAAUGGAGGCGGGUGGAACAUUGUAUCACACGGAAAAAGUAAACCUGAAGACAGUGAAGAUGCUCGCAACAUGAUCAAGCGCAUCGCUGGAUCGCUUAAUAAAAAUGUCUGCGAGUUAUGGAAACGAAAAACUACUCGCCGCAUUAUCGAGGUUUUUGAAAAAAAAUUUGAUACAAUGUAAUUCAGGUACUGGUACUGCAAGGACUGAUUGUUGGAAUAUCUAUGCGUAAGGAAAUGGUUCAUUCCAUUAUACCAACGAUUGGUAUUAAAAAAAGAAUAUGCUGUUAAGAUAUUAGCUCCAUCCUGGAAGACCUUUCUAGCGGUGAUGCCUUCGUAAAGUCAAUUGCUUUUAGCUGGUAUGACUGCUCUCGAUUCUUACAUGGUAUAUCAUCGUUGUGAGUUGUAGCAGAAAUAAAGGAGUUUAUGAAAGAAUCUA
Molecule: messenger RNA, 7645 nt
Organism: Athalia rosae (coleseed sawfly)
Lineage: Eukaryota; Metazoa; Arthropoda; Insecta; Hymenoptera; Athaliidae
Gene: plx
Product: TBC1 domain family member 1
Exons: 16
Coding region: 1052-4963 (1303 amino acids)
Source: RefSeq, a predicted model, not a curated record